AUGAAGUUUCAUUUGUCUCUCGCCACCACGCUCCUUCUGGCCACCGAAGGUCUAUCCAUCAGAACAUGCGGCAGCAAUCAUCCACCCACCGAGCUCAUUGAAAAGGCUAUUCUUUUCAGAGCAAUGAGCAAAUUCAAGCCCGGCCCAAACUCCAAACCAGUCGAAGAAGAUCCAGUUCCAAGAAAACAAGUGGUUCCGUUGCACAUUCAUAACGUUUUCAUAAAUGCGACUAGGGAUCAGGGAUACAUCACCCAUGAAGAUGUUCAAAACCAGUUCAAAGUUUUGAAUGAUAACUUCCUAUCUACUGGUGUUUCAUUCGAUCUUAAGACUGUGACCCAUACCGAAGAUAGAGCAUGGGCAAUGGCUAGUAGAGGCUCGACCGCUGAAAUAAACAUGAAGAAGACCUUGAGAAAAGGAGGGUAUGCCGACUUGAAUAUUUAUAUUCGCCCAUUGAGGAGCGGACUUUUGGGCUACUGCACGUUCCCCGAAGAUAUCGUCAAGGGCUCCGAUAAAUUCUUCCUCGACGGCUGCGACGUCCUCUUCUCAUCAGUCCCCGGCGGCUCUACAACUUACUACGAUGAAGGCAAAACAGCAACCCACGAGGUCGGCCAUUGGUUUGGGCUUUUCCAUACCUUCCAAGGUGGAUGCAGUGGUGGAGAUCUAGUCGAUGACACACCAGCAGAAGGGUCACCGACUAAUGGAUGUCCUAUCGGAAAGGAUACAUGUAAGGGAGAUCUGUAUCCUGGAUUGGAUCCUAUCCAUAACUAUAUGGAUUAUUCUUACGACGCGUGCAUGAAUGAGUUUACAGAUGGACAGAGGGUCAGACUAUAUCAAAUGUGGGAUCAAUACCGUCUUCAACAUGGUUCCACAAACAGAACUGUCACUCGCACCUCGAUGCAUUAA
This is a messenger RNA of Orbilia oligospora ATCC 24927, 903 nucleotides long. RefSeq lists its product as uncharacterized. Gene Ontology annotation, molecular function: metallopeptidase activity. The transcript is spliced from 4 exons. Bases 1 to 903 code for a protein of 300 amino acids. Lineage: Eukaryota; Fungi; Ascomycota; Orbiliomycetes; Orbiliales; Orbiliaceae. The record is from RefSeq and is a predicted model, not a curated record.